AUUUAACCUUUUCUCUCUCUCCCCAUCUACCUAUCUAUAUAUAAAUACAACUUAUUCCAACCAAAUAGAACAACUUUCUUUCUUCUUGCAACAACACACAAGAGAGUUCUGUAAAUAUUGUGUCCAUAGAGACACUCUUGUCUUAUUAAUCUAGUUUUGCUUGAUUGUUACUUCCCAACUUCUAUAUAUCUCCCUCUAAAUCUUUCAUGGCAGAUGUUCAUGAAGGUCACGAUUCAACACGUUUCAAGUUAUUUGGUAAGAUGAUUAACGUGCAAGCGAUGAGCGAAUUCAAAGAAGAACCCGCAAAUAAAUCAGAAGACGACGAAGACAACGACGAUGAUCAAACUUUAGCGAAUAAGAGGCCGGAUAAGAUCAUGCCAUGUCCUAGGUGCAAAAGUAUGGAGACAAAAUUUUGUUACUUCAACAACUACAAUGUUAAUCAGCCUAGACACUUUUGCAAAGGGUGUCAAAGGUACUGGACAGCUGGUGGGGCUCUUCGCAACGUGCCCGUGGGGGCGGGUCGUCGAAAGGCGAAGCCGCCUUUCGGGCAUGGCCUACUUAGCAACAGUUUCUCGGAGGUUUCAGCAAGUGGUGUCCAUUUUGAUGGGGUGGUAGAGUGGCAGAUGGCGGCACAAGGAUGUUAUCAACAUCUUUUUCCGGUGAAGAGACGUAGGAACUCCACCGGUGACUCUUAGUUGAGAAUUUAUGUAUUAGAAAAGUGAUCAAUCUGUUUGGAUAUCUAGCUAGGACCUUUGCUAAUUAAUCAAUGGGUAUUAAUAAAGUUAUUUGUUAGAAAAAGGAUACAUGCAA
Messenger RNA from Helianthus annuus (common sunflower), 810 nucleotides. RefSeq names its product dof zinc finger protein DOF1.5. The record is from RefSeq and is a predicted model, not a curated record. The transcript has a single exon. NCBI's taxonomy places the organism in Eukaryota, Viridiplantae, Streptophyta, Magnoliopsida, Asterales, Asteraceae. Gene Ontology annotation, biological process: regulation of DNA-templated transcription. The coding region runs from base 207 to 695 and encodes 162 amino acids. Gene Ontology annotation, molecular function: DNA binding; DNA-binding transcription factor activity.